AUGCCGGACGAGACGACGCAACAGAGGACUGAGCGUCAGGCGCGUCUCUCUCACGCGAUGGGCGUCAUGUUCCUCCAAGACAAGGUCGACAAGCUCGAGCAGGACGUCAGCAAGAUCACCUACCCGCGCGGCGUGCACAAGACGAGAAGCAGCCCAAUUGCCCUUCAUGGCGCCACAAUCACGCGACACGAUCAGUCCAAGCCUCGAGCUGUCACCGGUUCUGGUGUGAAUCCAAAGGAGGAGGCCACCACAGGUCGUACUUCCGAUGCAAAGCCCAAGACGGCCACCGCUAUCCGCCUCGUAGAUGCCAGCGUGCUCAUCUUCUCGCUGCGCAGUGUUCAUAACUGGAGCCGAGACGGAUCCACUUGCGUCAUCAUCCCUCUCGAAGCCAUAAACACACUCGACUUGCUCAAGAAAGGCGACGAGCCAAUCAACCUUGCAGCGAGAAAGGCAACGCGGUGGCUCGAGGACAAGAUUGCCAUCUCGACCCAAGACGGCAAUGCGAUGCUCACCGAGCCAGUUCCUGGCAUCUUUGCUCAGAAGGAGCACUUCCGCGCCACACCAGCUCAGAUCGCCAAGGUAAGAGAGACGACCCUAGCCGAACGCCAGUCCGUCGCACACGAUGCGAGGCACGACUUUGAGGACGCAAGCGGACCGUCGACAGCGACAAAGGACCUCUUCAAUGCGGCAGAAGCACCACGCUACCUCCGCGAGCUUCUCAGCGUCUGUCUCUACUGUCACAGCACCACGGAAGCCAAUACCGACUUUGCAAUCGCCAUCGCCUAUCCGCCCGCCCAUCUGCACGACAAGAUGCUCGAAUCGCAGACGGCCACCACGGACAAGCCCAGCUAUCUGAAUCGCACCGAUGGUCGCGCGACAGAAGCGUGGCUGGACGCAUAUCGCAUCCCAUUCGAAGUGGUGCAAACGUCGAAGACGUGGACGGGCGAGAAGCCGUCGUCUCGUUUCAGGGGCGACAUCACCGGUGGCGAUCAGGGCAUCGGCUCGUCCGAAGAUCUGCUCGGCUCAGCCCAUGGCUACAGAGGCCCAUCGCGCGGCAAAGGCUCCCCAACACCGUCUAUCGCGUCCUCUAGCGGCUCGUUCAAGUCCGAACUGAGCGGACUGUCGAUGAUGAGUUCUCACCGGAGCCCACGGCAUCGCCAGGAACCCAGAUUUGCUGGCACCACCGCACAGCUCGGCACGGUCAGAGGCAUCUCGACCUUUGCGGGGCACUCUAGUUCAGGCGCUGAUGCAAUUGCAAACAGCGAUGUGGAACCUCACAUCGACUCGACCGACGACGAGGGCCCCAUCUUCGCACGUCCUUCCUCAGCAGCAUCGUCCCACACCUCGUUCGUCUCAACACUGACCGCCUCGACGCAGGACGAAUACUCAAGCCAAACAUCGGCGUCGCACUCGUCACGAAGCGGUGCAGCACGCAUUGUGCGGCACAACGCGUCUGCCUCACCGACUCGAUCUGCAGCUGCAAUAGAGCGCGGGUCUUCCCCAGCAGAGGGCGCGCCGAGACUGACCACCCGCACGCUGCACAAGACGCGAUCUGGAGCAGAUAAGAUGGAGGAGUACCUGCGUCGGCUAGAAAGCAAUUCCACAGACCGUCGGUCGGCCGGAGCAACGCCUACGCCUGGAACGCCCACGCUGUAG
Kalmanozyma brasiliensis GHG001 is the source of this 1656-nucleotide messenger RNA. RefSeq lists its product as uncharacterized. The record is from RefSeq and is a predicted model, not a curated record. The coding region runs from base 1 to 1656 and encodes 551 amino acids. The transcript has a single exon. NCBI's taxonomy places the organism in Eukaryota, Fungi, Basidiomycota, Ustilaginomycetes, Ustilaginales.